Molecule: messenger RNA, 1464 nt
Organism: Astrephomene gubernaculifera
Lineage: Eukaryota; Viridiplantae; Chlorophyta; Chlorophyceae; Chlamydomonadales; Astrephomenaceae
Source: the annotation of a GenBank genome assembly
CGGCGCGGCGGCAGCAGCAGCAGCAGCAGCAGCAGCGGGAGCCGCGGCCUCAGCGUGUGCUGCUGCAGCUUGCCGCUGCGCAUGAGGCCGCUGUGGAGCCGGUUGAGAAGUGCUAAUGUACGGGAGGCGGUCGGGUUGCCGUAUUAGGAUUGCAGCGUGGUGGUGGUUGCAGUGUGCUUCGUCAUUUUACUCAUGUCGUGGAUGGGUUUUCCUAUGUUUGUUCGGGCUUCCGGUAAGGCUGCGGACGGCUUGCAUGCGUUUACUAUGGGCAUGGUUUGUGGUUUUCUUAUGUCUUCCUUUCCUAUGUUGAUGCGUUUCAAGGUGUACUGCUCACCGCACAUGGCUUACUGUGAGGGUUUGCACUACGAGGGGCAAGGCCGUGCUGUGGCUGCAUGUGCUAGGAGAGCUUAUGACUUGGUGUCUGUGAUUGGUAAGAAUGGAUGGCUGGUACGAGGUAUUGCGAAACUGAUGUGUUUGAGAUAGGGCAGCGGGUCUACCUGGUUGCCUUCGUGUGAACAGCGUACACUGGAUUCAUCGGGCGUUGCGUGGGGUGUCCGGGUGCUCAGAGCGUGCCUUUAUACCUUUACGUACUUAUGCGCAAAUGGUUGGCCUGAAAACGGAAAGCAGACUGCUCUUGUGCUGAACAACAGUGAGCGCGCGCGCCGUCGGCGCCGGCGGGACCCAUGGGUCAGAGCAGGCCGGCGGCUGGUAUCAUAAGCGUCAAGCUGUGCUGAUGCACUGAAAUUCAUAGACAUUUGUUUUGGGGUUGUCAAUUUGCAUAAGUAUCUUUACAAUCCACUGACAAAUUAUGUCAGUUGGUCUGUUCAGUCCGCGUCAUGAGGUCACCGGGACUGGAGCCUUCCGUAUAAAUGUUCGCAUCCCCCAGUUGUCAAUCGAAUCCGUCUUCUCCUUCCUGGCCUUUCAUUCCGCAAUACAAGUAACAAAGUUAUCUUACUCACGUGAGCGAAGGGCGCAACCAUGCUGCUGCACGCUGCUCGCCGCUUUGCCGCCCUUCCGGCGGGCUGCUCCAACCUCAAGGGCUCCUCGGUCGCUAGCCGGCUGCUGCUGGCUGGCCGCGGUGUGUCUACGGGAUCCUGCUCCGCUGUGGGAUCCAACAUGCAUGACAAUGACCCGCAGGCGCUGGCACACCACAAGGAAAAGGCCCUGAAGGGCGAGUCGCCCUCAUUCGUGCCCAAUACGGAGGGCUGGACCGAGACGCUGGCGUCCUUGUCCGAGGCGGUGGUCAAGGCGGAGCUCAACGUGGACGCGGACUCCACCUCCGUGCCGGAGAAGCUGGAGGAGCUGCAGCGACACACCAUCCACGUGGUCCAGCAGCUGCACCACGAGGGCGAGGAGGGCAUGCCCGAGACGCCCAAGCGCACCCAGCACGACGUCUCCGGCUCGCCCGCGCACUCCGCCAACAUUGAGCACAUGCGCAAUGCACCAGGCAUGGACCCGCGCUGA